Messenger RNA from Cryptococcus wingfieldii CBS 7118, 1878 nucleotides. RefSeq lists its product as hypothetical. The transcript is spliced from 3 exons. Lineage: Eukaryota; Fungi; Basidiomycota; Tremellomycetes; Tremellales; Cryptococcaceae. The record is from RefSeq and is a predicted model, not a curated record. The coding region runs from base 1 to 1878 and encodes 625 amino acids.
AUGCCCCGUAUCGCCGCCCGCACAGAAACAUACGACACGAUCCGCGAGUGCAACAGACACUACCGCGCCAAACGGGACCACAUCCUUCACAUGCUGGGCAAAGCAUCCUACAUCGACGGCUCUCAAUUCCUCAUCACCUUCAUCUCUCCCAAAGGCGAGAUCCACUCCUUCCAAUCGACACUCCUGAAAGAGCCUUUCGAAACAAAGCAGAAGGUAGAUGAGGGUGGCGGUCUGUUGCAUAUGGACUCGCUGAAGUACCAUGCCGCGCAAGUGAAGCAAAAGCUGAAGCAGCGAAGAGAGGAGGAAGGGAAAAGUAAUGCUCAGAUCGUGCCGGGCGCCAAGGGGAAGCUUCUGCCGGUCGGGUCAGAUGAUGAAGACGAGGACGAUGUCGAAGACGACGACGCCGACGAUAUCGACCCUGACAGAACCCUUGUCGAACCUCCCACCCCUGCUGUCGCCAGCUCCAGCAAACUUCCUUCCGAUCAAGACAAGACCGUCUUUACCAUCCAACCCGACGACAUCGUGCCCUACUAUGAGAAACGUUUCUCGUCGGUGCAACAGGAGGUCUGCAAGCAGGUGGCCAAGGCUUGGAUCAAGGUCGUUGAGCCCAAGAAGCAGAGCAGAUUCCCUUACAACAAGGGUGACAAGUCCAAGCCCAAAUGGUGGCCCAAAUCCAUUGAGCACCGUGCCCCGGACCAUCUCACCAAAGAACAACGACUUUCCCUCCUCAUCCACAUGCUCCGAGGCAACCUUGCCAAGGUGGCUGACUUGGAAUUGUCGGUGGCCACGAUAAUGGCGUGGUUGCCUGCCGACAAGUUGGAGAUCAUCCGUGAGAUCUGUUUGGUGGCUCGUGCCGAUGAAGUUUGGAGGGCGUCUGGCAAAACCGACCGGCCUCUUGUGUUGACUAUUCCCGACAGCCUUCGUGAAGUAUGGCUUGCUGGGGAGACUCUUCCUCGGUACACCAACGAGGCUCCUCUUGGUGCCGCUGCCGUCAGAGCUGCUACUGAGGGAGCUGCUGUCCAUGCGGCUGCAAUGGCUGAAGUCCAAGCAGAGCUGUCGCAGGCUAUGUCUUCUGCAUCAGCGCCCCCCGUCGAGUUCUCCAAGUCUUCGUUGGUAGAGAAGACCAAGAAGCGACCGAGCCCCUUGGGCAUGUCCGACAAGCUCAACGCCCGAAUGCCCGCUCCCAAGCGCCAGAGAUCGACACCAUCUAUCAAUUACACCCCCGUGCACCCCAACGACUACAACUGGCGUCCUCAAGGCUACAUGCCCAACCACCAACCUCCCUUCACUCCUCUCGGUCUCCAUCUUCACGACCCCAACCCCUAUCCUCCUCCAUUCUCUCACGUACCUCUUGGUCCUCAGCACCACCAAGCUCCCCCUCCUCAUGUGCAUGGCCAUAUGGGAGAGCAUGUGCCGAGGUACCACCACGUCCCGCCUAUCAUGACGAGGCAUCACUCCAUGGGCGAGCCCUCUCCCAUCUAUUUGACACCCGCUAUGGCUUCUCCCAUGCUUGAGGACUUUAGCAACCAGCAGGGAGAGGCAUCUUCAUUCAUGUAUAUCGACCCUUCCAUCACUCAACCCGGCUCUGCUGGUAUUGACCCUUCCUCCCAGACGUCGAGUACGUCGCUCUCUGCCCCGACCCCUACUUCUGCCCCGCCGGCGCUCUCCCAGCCUAUACCUGGCAGCGCCGACUUUUCCAGAUCCGGUAGCCAACAAGGCUACAUGCAGCAGCAACAGAUGGAGUACCUAGAGGCACACACGCCGCAGGGAUACGAGUAUCUGGCUCCUACGCCACAGGGCGAUACUGGCUUUGAGAGAUUCUAUGAAGGAGAAAGCUUCGACUAUGGGAUGCCGGUUGUGAGCGACCAAGUAUACUGA